Molecule: messenger RNA, 3150 nt
Organism: Mangifera indica (mango)
Lineage: Eukaryota; Viridiplantae; Streptophyta; Magnoliopsida; Sapindales; Anacardiaceae
Product: G-type lectin S-receptor-like serine/threonine-protein kinase At4g27290
Exons: 7
Coding region: 490-2952 (820 amino acids)
Biological process (GO): recognition of pollen; protein phosphorylation
Molecular function (GO): ATP binding; protein serine/threonine kinase activity
Source: RefSeq, a predicted model, not a curated record
UAAAAAAAGCAGGAUUUUUGCAAAAUGUCAUCUAAGUCGUUUGCUUUAAGCAGGGUUUCACCUAAAAGUUGAUUGUGUAAAGAAGGGUUUCAGUAAAUAAGUCUUCAAAGUCGUUCGGAUUUACUUUCCAUUUCAACCACUUCACUUGGCUCAGAAUGCUUCCCUGCCUAACUCAAACAUGAAUAUUUUCUUUGUCCUGUCUUGUUUAUCAAUCUUUAAGCCAUAUGCAAUUUCCAGUCAAGCGUAUGCCAAAAUGCAUUUGGUGUAUUCAAUUAAUAAGUGGACAUUUUUACAGGAAUUACUGGUCUGGUAUUUUCAAUAAACUCCAUCCAAAAUGAUAUUUUGCUAACUACGGAAGAAUUUAAUAUACGGACCUAGCAAUAUUUAUGGUAUAUGAACUAUUCCUGGUCAGUCUUCGUGGCCGCAGAACAUAACUGAUAACUGAUAAAGAAAUAAAGAAUUAGAUCUAAAGCUUGAGAGAGUCUAUGCAUGGCAGGUGGCUGCACAAUUCUCUUUAUCUUCUGUUUUCUGGUUUCUACAGUAACAACAGCCACUACAGUAGGCACCAUUAUCCCUGGCCAAGCCAUCAGAAGUGGUGAGAGUACCGUUGUUUCAACAGGUCAAGCUUUUGAACUUGGUUUUUUCCCUCCUGGAAGAUCAAGUUACCGAUACUUGGGAAUUUGGUAUAAGAAACUACCUGGAAAGGAAUAUGACGGAACUGUUAUAUGGGUAGCCAACAGAGAUACUCCCCUCUCAGAUUCCUACGGAGUUCUAACUAUCACUGAGAAAGGAGUUCUUGUUCUUCGCAAUAGUACAAAUGACACUGUUUGGUCCUCAACUGUGUCAAAAAUUGCGCAUAAUCCAGUUGCUGUGCUAUUAGAAUCAGGAAAUCUUGUUGUGAAAGAUGCGAAUGAGGACAAUAACCCGGAUAACUUUUUGUGGCAGAGUUUUGAUUAUCCAUGUGAUAACUUGUUAUCAGGUAUGAAGCUUGGAGUAAACUUGGUUACUGGUCUAAACAGGUACAUGUCAUCCUGGAAGAGCAAAGAUGAUCCUGCUCAUGGAGAUUUCAAAUAUAUGAUAGAUCCACAUGGGGUUCCACAACUAGUUCUUAAAAAGGGGAAUGCAACUCAAUUUAGGGCAGGUCCAUGGAACGGUCUUCGUUGGACGGGCGUGCCUCAACUGAGAGAAAAUCCUGUUUAUGGAUUUGAGUUUGUUUGGAACGAGAAGGAAGUGUUCUACAGGUUUAAUGUCACUAAUAGUUCUGUCCCUUCAAGGAUGGUGUUAAGUCCAACAGGUGUUACAGAGCGGUUAACAUGGAUAGACCGAAGCCAGAGUUGGAAGCCUUUUUCACGGUUCUCCGGGGUGACACUUGAUCAAUGUGACAAUUAUGCAUUGUGUGGUGCAUACGCUAGUUGCAACAUAAAUAUGAACACUCCAUCAUGUGAGUGUUUGGAAGGAUUCAAACCAAAGUUCCCUGAUGAGUGGAGUAAUUUAGAUUGGUCUAAUGGGUGUGUUCGAAAGACACAAUUGAACUGCAAGAAUGGGGAUGGCUUUCUGAAGCACAAAGGAGUGAAAUUACCUGACACGCGUUCAUCUAGAAUUAACAAGAACAUCAGCCUUUUGGAAUGUGAGAUAUUGUGUUUAAACGAUUGCUCUUGUACAGCAUAUGCAAAUUCAGAUAUUAGAGGAAGUGGUUGCUUGCUCUGGUUUGGUGAACUGGUUGAUAUAAGAUCACUUACCGAGAAUCAACAAGACCUCCAUAUAAGAAUGGCUGCUUCAGAACUAGCUAGUAUUGAAAGAAGAAGACAAUCCAGAAAGAAAAGGAUUGUGAUCAUCAUAGUUACAUCUGUGCUUUUAGCCUUGGCCAUGGUUGUGCUUAUCUUUGGAUGGAUCUUAUAUUUGAGAAAAAAGAAACCCAGGAAUCAAGGCAACGGGAAUGAAGAAAUGGAUUUACCAAUAUUUGAUUGGGCAGCCAUAGCUAAUGCCACUUGCAACUUCUCAGACAAUAACAAACUGGGAGAAGGAGGUUUUGGACCUGUUUACAAGGGUAUUUUAUUGGAGGGGCAAGAAAUUGCAGUUAAAAAGCUUUCCAAAAGUUCUGGACAAGGAAAGGAAGAGUUCAAAAAUGAAGUUAUUCUGAUUGCUAAACUUCAGCACCGAAAUCUUGUAAAGCUUCUUGGUUGCAGCAUGCAAAAAGAUGAAAGAUUGUUAAUUUACGAAUAUAUGCCAAACAAAAGCUUGGACUACUUUAUCUUUGAUGAAGGAAGAAGCAAAUUAAUGGAUUGGAACAAGCGAGUCAGCAUUAUUGGAGGAAUUGCUAGAGGGCUUCUUUAUCUUCAUCAAGACUCCAGACUGAGGAUAAUACAUAGAGAUCUCAAAGCUAGUAAUAUAUUAUUAGAUAAAGAAAUGAAUCCGAAAAUUUCAGACUUCGGUCUGGCUAGGACAUUUGGGGGGGAUCAAACUGAGGCAAACACAAACAGGGUCGUUGGAACAUAUGGUUAUAUGUCUCCGGAGUAUGCAGUAGAUGGGCUCUUCUCGGUGAAAUCCGAUGUCUUCAGCUUUGGUGUUAUAGUACUAGAGAUAGUGAGUGGGAAGAAAAACAGAGGAUUCCACCAUCAUGAUCACCAGCAUAACCUCCUUGGACAUGCAUGGAGACUGUGGAUAGAAGGGAGACCAGUGGAGCUAAUAGAUAAAUCUUUUGAUGAAUCUUCUGCUUUAUCUGAGGUACUACGAUGCAUUCAUGUCGGUCUGUUAUGUGUGCAACAAGCACCAGAAGCCAGGCCAAAUAUGUCAACUGUGGUUCUAAUGUUGUGUGGUGAAGGAUCGUUGCCCCAACCAAAGCAGCCUGGUUUUUUCACAGAAAGAAAUCUGACUGGAUCACAGUCCUCGUCAAGUAAAGAGAAAUCAUGUUCAACAAACGAAAUCACAGUCUCAUUGAUAGAGGGUCGUUGAAGAAACAGCACUUCAUGAAGAAAACUAAAAAUCUACAAGUAUCCACUGUAAAUAAGCUUAAGGAUAGUUCUCAGGGAAUUUUUAUAAAUGUGGAUUUGUGGAGAUAUUUUACCAAAAAUCUUACUAGAUCUUCAAUAAUAUUAUACAACCAGCAAAGUAAUUUCUACUUUCUAAUAAAGAUACAUACUGCUGAUUCAA